GAGAUGGUAAACCCUUUGGGAAAGAAGGUGUGAAAACCUGCUUUGGUCUCACUGCCUGUCAGGGAGCCUGUUAAGGCCUGAGAUUGAUGAGACCCCUUGCUUAGGCCGCAAAACACCACCACCCACCUCUUUGGCCCUGGAGGCUCCUGGUCCAGCUCCCAGCCUGGCAGGGUCUCUGCAAGGGGAGCCGUGACAGCUUUGCACGCUGGAAGGAGAGGCAGGUCAUGAGAGAGACCAAGGGCUGAGAUGCUUCCUCUCAGCAACGGGGCCGGGACAGCAGAGGGCAGCCCCACCCCAUGCAAAGAGAGAUGCUAGUGCUGGACUGGAGCCGGUUCGCCCCCUUCCUUGCAUCCUCGGGGAGAUGGAUUCCUUCUGCUUCGCCUGCUUUCAGAAGGAGGAGCUGCAGCCCUUGCAAGUGAACAGUGUGACCAUGAGUGCGGGCUCUAUUGAGCAGGAACCGACACGCAAGCUGGCCUGCUGUGGGGUCCCCCUCAUCACGGAGGACAUGCAGUCACUGGCCAUCCGCACGCUGUCCGGCACGGACAUCAACAAACACUAUGACCUCAUCCGCGAGCUGGGAAAAGGGACCUACGGCAAGGUGGACCUUGUUUCCCACAAGAGCACAGGCACCAAGAUGGCACUGAAGUUUGUCAACAAGAACAAGACGAAGCUGAAGAACUUCCUGAGGGAGUUCAGCAUUACCAAUACACUCUCCUCGAGCCCCUUUAUCAUCAAGGUCUUUGAUGUGGUCUUUGAGACGGAAGACUGUUACGUGUUCGCCCAGGAAUAUGCACCUGGCGGAGACCUCUUUGACAUAAUUCCGCCACAGGUGGGGCUUCCUGAGGACAUGGUGAAGCGCUGUGUACAGCAGCUUGGCCUGGCCUUAGAUUACAUGCACAGCAAAAACUUAGUCCACCGGGACAUCAAGCCAGAAAACGUCCUCCUCUUCGACCGCGACUGCCGGCGUGUCAAGCUAGCCGACUUCGGCAUGACACGCAAAGUGGGGUGCCGGGUGAAGCGCAUCAGCGGGACCAUCCCAUACACGGCGCCUGAGGUGUGCCAGGCCGGCCGGGCCGAGGGCUUCACCGUGGACACCAGCAUUGACGUGUGGGCUUUCGGGGUGCUCAUCUUUUGUGUGCUGACAGGCAACUUUCCCUGGGAGGCAGCCUCGGCCUCGGACACCUUCUUCGAGGAGUUUGUGAGGUGGCAAAAGGGGCGCCUGGCGGGGCUGCCCUCCCAGUGGCGCCGCUUCACGGACAACGCGCUGCGGAUGUUCCAGCGCUUGCUGGCCCUGGACCCGGAGAAGCGCUGCCCCGUGAAGGAGGUCUUCUUCUUCAUCAAGUACGACCUGAUGUCGGAGGUGCGUCGCCGGCCCUCCUACCGCUCCCGCAAGCACACCGGGGACAAGCUCUCUGCCGGCCCUCACCGCCACGAGACGCCCAGCACAUGCACCCCGACCCCCCUCAAGAGGACCAUCCUGACAGAAGGCAGCGUCUCCCGGCUGUCUGCCUCAGAGUCUGGCCUCCCUUCCCCCGGGACGGGAAGCAGGACUGAUGGGCGGCAGGACAAAGGCAAAGGCCAGAUGGUCCUGGCCACAGCCAUCGAGAUCUGCGUCUGACGAGGGCGCGGCAGGCCCCUCGGUGCCUCACGGCCUGCAAUUAAGAUGUCAGCACUGCGAUGCCCUCUCCUGCUCUGGGACAGGCUGCGUGCGAACGGAAUCCAUUUUGGGGACCGGGAUCCAUGUCUUUUGAAGCAAAAAAA
This is a messenger RNA of Lacerta agilis (Sand lizard), 1761 nucleotides long. RefSeq names its product SH3 domain binding kinase 1 (gene SBK1). Gene Ontology annotation, molecular function: protein serine/threonine kinase activity; ATP binding. NCBI's taxonomy places the organism in Eukaryota, Metazoa, Chordata, Lepidosauria, Squamata, Lacertidae. Bases 362 to 1618 code for a protein of 418 amino acids. The transcript has 4 exons. The record is from RefSeq and is a predicted model, not a curated record. Gene Ontology annotation, biological process: peptidyl-serine phosphorylation; peptidyl-threonine phosphorylation.